UUUUUUUUUUUUGUCACCGUUUAUAAACCGCUGUUUAUUUUCUAUGGCAGAGUGGGUUCUAAUGCAUGGGAAUACAGGCUCCUAAUGCAUAGGAACACACGCUUCUGAAGUGAAAUGUACUUUCCUCUAGUGUCAUCUGAAUCCUAAAGGUUAUUCUGGGGAAGAGGAUUAAAGGUUUUAAGGCUCACAAAUAAAUAGAAAUAGUUUUUGUAGGUUUAGAAACUUAAUUUCCUCAUAUGUUCCCGUGUAGGUAUGGAUUUAUCUAUCCAUUGAACACACAUUCCUAAGUAAAAGAACUAAUUGCUUAGCCUUGUGGGUUUUUUCCCCUUAAAAUUGGUUUCUGUGAUAGUAUAUUUGUGUAAAAUACUUAGUGUUGUGCAUUUCCCCUAAUUAUGUUAAUGUCAUCAUUUUCUUUUUGACUUUGCUUACUGUUUUGAAUAGCCCGUUUUCUUCCUUUGGGAUUUAGUUUAUUUCAUACCUUUGUAUGUUUAUAUCUAAUAGGGAUGCUUCUUCUUUUUUCUUUUUCCUCCCUAGGUGUUGGUGACUUCAGUCAUUUAGGGGUUUAGUUCUGAGGAAGUAGAGACACAAGGAUUGAGUUUCUUUUACAUAGAAAGCUACAGCUCUUCACCAGUACUCUUUUUACUCCUUCCCAUCCUUCCCUGCUCCGUAGGGGAAAACAAUUUGGGAAUUAUUUUAAACAUUCAUUUACUCCCCCUUCCCUCCCUGAGAAAUAUACCCUGGUCCCAGAGGCAUCCGAUAGACAGUGCCUGACAGGUCCUUGCUCUGGGAGCUUCAGUAGUACCCUUCCCUCCUUUGGGGUGUAGUGCAGGGAGGCAUCCAGAAGACUUCUGUGCCAGCCUUUUUGGUUAGUAGAGGAUCCAGGAAAAGGGGUACCUAGCAAGACACGUGACCUCCUUAAGGGAGCCAGAACUGAAGCAGCACUUGGCACGCUGAAGGAAACACCCAUCUUUAGUGUCUUUUUCGUCUUCCACUCCUUCCUCACCAAAUUUCUGAUUCUUCAGCUUUUAAAAAUGUGUUCUUUCCAAAGAUUCUCAAACAGUUAUGUGACAAUCUUAGGAAAACUAGUUUCUGCAGUUCUGUUGGAAGAAGACCUUGGAGGUUGCAAGACAAGUCCAAGAUGUGCAGUUCAGUUGCUCCCAGGCUGUGGUUCUUAACAGACCGUCGCAUCAGAGAAGAUUACCCUCAGCAGGAGAUCCUGAGAGCACUUAAGGCCAAGUGCUGUGAAGAGGAGCUGGAUUUCCGGGCCUUGGUGAUGGAUGAAGUGGUGCUGACCAUUGAGGAUGGAAAUCUUGACUCCAUGGUGCAAAACUUCAGCGUGUGGCACGACUUUAAAGCAAAACAACAAAAUAGACUGAGAGAUUAUGAAUUGGAAAACUGUGUCGUUUUGGUUCACAGCACAGAUAACGGUCUCCGGGUGAAAGGGGAGCUCAUUACUGCUUACCCGCAAGUGGUGGUAGUGCGUGUGCCAACACCUUGGGUCCAGAGUGACAGCGACAUCACAGUCCUUCGCCACCUAGAGAAGAUGGGCUGCCGAUUGAUGAAUCGCCCUCAAGCCAUCCUCAACUGUGUCAACAAGUUCUGGACAUUUCAGGAACUUGCUGGCCAUGGUGUGCCUCUUCCAGACACUUUUUCAUAUGGUGGUCAUGAGAAUUUUUCCAAAAUGAUUGAUGAGGCGGAAGUGCUGGAGUUCCCUAUGGUGGUGAAGAACACGCGGGGUCAUCGAGGUAAAGCUGUGUUCCUGGCACGAGACAAGCACCAUUUGGCAGACCUAAGCCAUUUGAUCCGUCACGAUGCCCCUUACUUAUUUCAAAAAUACGUUAAGGAGUCCCAUGGCAAGGAUGUGCGCGUCAUCGUAGUGGGAGGCCGUGUGGUGGGCACCAUGCUCCGCUGCUCGACAGAUGGGAGGAUGCAGAGUAACUGCUCACUUGGUGGUGUAGGAAUGAUGUGCACGCUGAGCGAACAAGGCAAGCAGUUGGCAGUCCAAGUGUCAAACAUCCUGGGGAUGGAUGUGUGCGGCAUUGACCUGCUGAUGAAGGACGACGGCUCAUUCUACGUCUGCGAGGCCAAUGCAAAUGUAGGUUUCAUUGCCUUUGACAAGGCUUGUAAUUUAGAUGUAGCUGGUAUCAUAGCGGACUAUGCCGCUUCCCUGCUGGCCCCCGGCCGCUUGACGCGGCGCAUGUCCUUGCUCUCCGUGGUGUCCACGGCCAGCGAGACUAGCGAGCCAGAGCUGGGCCCUCCAGCUGGGGCCGCUGUCGACAACAUGAGUGCUAGCUCCAGCUCUGUCGACAGCGACCCUGAGACCACGGAGAGAGAGUUGCUCACCAAGCUCCCGGGGGCUCUCUUCAACAUGAACCAGCUAUUAGCCAAUGAGAUCAAGCUCCUUGUGGAGUGAUGCCACAUGUAAAUAGGUGACCAACAGAACUCUCUCUUGUAAAUUUUUUUUUUAAACCAACUUGCAAUGCUGUUUAUCAGAGAUGCUGAGAGGAAUGAGGAAAGGGGGGUGGGUAUGUCAGUCAAGAGAGCAAAAGUAAAAGUCACACGUGCUGUGAUUGCUGUCCCUACUUAUUUGCGGAACAUUAAAUUGCCUUCAUUCUUCACCAGUUUUACUGUGGAGAUGCUCAGUCCAUAACCAAGCAGCAGUUUUGUUUGGAUGCUGCUUUGGUCCCCAGAUGUAUUGCAGUUCCUGUGUUUUCAUGGGCAAGCAUUGAAGCGUGAUUCACACUUGAAGAUUUUCAGAAAGUUGUCUGGCAGCCCUCUAGAAAGUUUUGUGAAUUACUGCACCAGUUAAGUCUCUUCUACCUCUGUAAGGCUUGAUCCUGUAAAUUUCUGAGUGCCUCAAAUUCUUUAUGUGAGUUGAAGGUGUUAAAUACCAAGUAUUUCAAAAUUCCUGGACACCUACUGUUCCUGCUCUUGUAGAUGGGAGCUCUAAGUUCAGGAUCCUUUCAAAGUCAUCACUUUCUGACCUUGCAGGAUACGGCCUUUCAAAUGAUGAGGCUGAGAGAAGUGUCAGUUGACUUAAUGUGAACUUUCUGUAAAAAUCUGUAAAUUGUGCCAUCUUGGUAUUAAGUGGCAGCUUUGUGUCUAAAUUUCGUUAUAAAGCUUUUAAAGGAGGAUGGUUCUGUUUUUCUCAUUUCAAAUCCUGAUUUUGGAAGGUAUAUAGGGGAAUUGGUCAUAUUCUAUUUGUGGGCAGAAGUGGCACGUUUUUAACUAUUCUUUGCAUGGUUGGAGGAGAUAAACAGCACUGUAAUGUUUGGUACACAAAAUGAUGUUUAAUCUAAUGUGAAAAAGAAUUACACUAGUUUAAAGCAAACGUGCAUCGACUUGUAUUUGUUAGUGUUUUAGUCUUUCUGAGAGAGAUCUGCAAUGUUAAUGUUCCUUUUUCUUUAAUACAUGCUAGUCCAACACUCCCUUCUCUAUGCCUGCAUCUUUAACAGUGGCCAAAGUGAAAACACCGCAGACUGUUUGUUAAGAAAACACCGAGUUAUAGCCUGUACAUUGGUGGGGGGGGGUUGUUGUUUGUUUUCAUUUUUUGCCUUUUUUUUUGGAGGGAGGAAUGUGGUAAGGUGUGGAGGAGGGAAGAGCUGGUUAAAAGUGAUUAGUCAUCCAGAGGAACUUUAGAAUAAAGCUGCAGUUCAUACAAUACUUACCAGGCUUACUUUUUCCCCACUGGACAUAAAAAAACCAAUGCUGGCAUAAAUCCAAAGAGUAUAACUGGGGAGAAAUAUUCAGUUCUUAGUUUUGGAAAACAUGUGGCAGAUUUAAAAAAGAAAAGAAAAAAAAAAAAGAAGGAAAAAGGAGAGAAAAAAAAAAAAAAAAGAGCUCAGCCAGAGUUAAAAAAAGAAAAAAAAAAUAACCUAGGUCCACAAACAAUUAAGGGAUUAAUCCUGGGCCCUUACAUGUGUGUGGUGUGAGUGCACACACUUGUGUGUGUUUUUGUGUGCACAAUUGUUUUGCUUUAUUUUUUUGAGGGUGUAGGCUGUUUAGCUCCUAAUUUUUUUCCAGACUUCGUGAUUUUCCUUAAUCCUUCUGGCUGUGCAUUUUAUCAUUAGCCUUGAGCUGGUUUGGAAAACAGAUAACCAAAACAGAUACUGAGUCCAUUUUUCAGUCCCUGUCUUCCUCCUCCUUUUCCUCUUCCUUCUCCCUUUUCAUUCCCCUCUUGUUCUUGGGGUUCAUAAAGCCCUGGAACUAUAUAUAUAUAUAUAAAUAUAUAUAUAAAGAUAAGCCUCUUUUUUAAAAACAAAAAGUAAAACGUUUACAAUUGAAAAAUCAUCUUGUGAAAACAGGUUUGUUUGGAGGGGGGUUGUGUGUGUGCAAUGCUGCUGUUUUCUGGAUACUUUAAUGGAGCAUGUCCCAUGUACCCUCUGAGGUUCUGCACUGCCCACCUCUGUGGCCCUUCCUCACCUCUCUGCUGCUCUGCUGUUUUAUCUUCACUUGGACCUUAAACACAACUCACGGACACUAUGCAGAGAGUCUUCAAGAGGCAAUAAACAGAACAGUAUUAACCUACUUUA
Molecule: messenger RNA, 4532 nt
Organism: Cyanistes caeruleus (blue tit)
Lineage: Eukaryota; Metazoa; Chordata; Aves; Passeriformes; Paridae
Gene: RIMKLB
Product: ribosomal modification protein rimK like family member B
Biological process (GO): protein modification process
Cellular component (GO): cytoplasm
Molecular function (GO): N-acetyl-L-aspartate-L-glutamate ligase activity; metal ion binding; ATP binding
Source: RefSeq, a predicted model, not a curated record